Messenger RNA from Podarcis lilfordi (Lilford's wall lizard), 13834 nucleotides. NCBI's taxonomy places the organism in Eukaryota, Metazoa, Chordata, Lepidosauria, Squamata, Lacertidae. The record is from the annotation of a GenBank genome assembly.
GCCCGUCGCGUUGUUUCUGAGAGGGCCGCGGCGGCUACGUCGCUGCUGCUGCUGCUGCUGCAGGAGGAGGCGGCGGCGCGCGCCGGCUGGCUGGCGGGCGGGCGGCGGAUGAGGAGGAGGGAGGAAGAGGCAGGCAGGCAUCGCGGACAUGAUGGCGGCGGCCUCCUCGCGAGCGCUGGUGUCGGCGGCGUCGGCAACGUCCCUGCGUCCGGGGUCCCGGGCGGCGAGAGCCCGGCGGUAACUGGCGGCCGCCGUCAUCGCCGUGCCCUUUCUCUGCCUUCCCCCCGCCGCCCGCCCAGAGACGGACAGGAGGCGGCGGGGUCUCGGGGAUGGCGGCCCCGGGCCCCCUUCAACCGCCGCCUCAGCGGCUGGGCCCGUGGCUGCGGGCCGGCGCGGAGGUGGCGCUGCGGGUGCCCAGCCUUUUCCUCAUCGACGCCAUCUUCAACUCGUCCCCGGUGUUCCCCGGAGACUCCCUGUGGGCCGGCCUCCUGGGGGGGCUGCUGCGGCUGAUGGGUGAGAGACCCUUCCCCCACCCCUCACGAGCACCCCAUUUAAAUGCCUAUCGGUGGGGGGAGAGAAAGGGGUGGGUGGGCCUUCCACCCCCCACCUCCGUCCCAAUUUUACCUCAGUAGGUAUAGAUCACGAGAUCUCAGGGUCGCGGGUUCGAGCACCACGUGGGGCAAACGGUUCCUGCAUUGCAGGGGGUUGGACUAGAUGACCCCCCGGUAGCCCUUCCCACUCUACAGUUCUGUGAUGCAAUUCUGUCAUCCCCUUCCCUUCUUAUAGGCUACUCAGGAGGUGAAGAGGAAGGGUUUUUAUGUAAGGGGGGGAUACAUCUCCAACCCUUUUUUCCGCCACCCCGGAAGAAGCUUCUGUGGUGAACGGUCGCCGUGCCUUCUUCCUUGUGCGGCAACUUUCCUGCUCUCUUACUUUUCAUUGGCGUUGGGGAGAGAAGAGGGCGAUCGCCUACCUGUUUUUCUCGGGCGUGAAUCCUCCCUAAACCACCUCCUCCUUUCCCCUUGAGAGCAUCAAAACUGCACCGGGUUGGUGGUUGUGGUUGUUGUCCUUGUAAAAAGGAUGUUUGCUAAUCCUCGGUUGACCCAUAAGUAAGUGUUGAAACAGCAGCACAUCUUCAGCCAUUUAGAGUUAGGGGUGUGAAGGGCACUUUUGAAGGAUGCUAAAGGGUGAAAAUGUACGUUUAUUGAUCUGGCUGAAAUAGGCUAAACGUUUACUGUAGUCUUUUGCACAGUGAAUGCAUCUCUUUUUCCUAGCUCUGCUUUCCUCACACCCAGAUUUCCAGUGAGACGUGUCCACUUUCUUUUUGUCAUGGCUUCCCAAACCUUUUGCUCCCGCAGACUACUUGGUCUUGGUGGAUCACUUAAUGAUUUUUCUACCUGUUGUCACAGUUGUGACACACUGUGCUAGAUGCUGUCUAUUUUUAAUUGUUUUUUAAUUGCAUUUCUAAGUUUUAUUAUAUCACAGUUUGCAUUGCAUGGUAUGAUUCAGAUUGUAUUCACACAUAAACACAAUAAAAAUACACUUAAGGAUCAAUAUGAAAUUUGUGGAUCACUGUUGGCACACAGACUACAGUUUGGGAAACCCCUAGUUUAUUUAAUGCUGACCCCUGGGUCAGACUUCCUGCUUCCCUUGGAUUGUUAGCUAAGCUACAAUCCUUUAAAUUUCAGUCAAAAUAACUACAGUAUAGGUUUCCCCCCCUAAAAUUAAGAGUAGUGAAAGCUAGUCCCAAGCACUGGAAGUUUUAUAAGAGCCUAGUUUGCUAAACCUUUGCCAGGGACAGCUUGUUGACUGUAAAAUGACCUUUUAUGAUCUUGUCGUGGGCUAAGGUUGCCCAACUGUUAACUAUAACCUCUAGUGUUUCAAUGCCUUCUGCUUUUUUGCAAUAGGCCUGCUGGUAAUUUGGUCAUCAUAUCUUGGUUCAAGCAGAACCAGUUUCCAGUUUGUGCUGGGGUAGCUCAGUGAGUAGAACAUGAGACUCUUAAUUGCAGGGUCGUGGGUUGAAGUCCCACGUUGGGCAAAAGAUUCCUUCAUUGCAGAAGGACUAAAUGACCCUCGUCGUCCCUUCCAACUCUACAAUUCUAUGAUUCUUACCUAAAUAGCAAUUGUCUGUUUAGAACAAUAUUAUUCAGAUAACUAGUCACAUACAGGCAACAAAAUAGAUAUGCAUGGUUUUUGUAUAUGAUAAAACAGUUUGCUUGCUUUUUCCUGCACAGAAGUGCUAUUCGUGCAAGAAAUGUCACAUGAAAUGGUGUGGAAACCAGACUUGAAAACAGUCAUUUAUCUGCUUGCAUGUGAUAAAAAUCUCCCCUAAAUGAUCAGAUAAAUGUGCAGUUGUAAAUACUGUAGAACAAAGUUUGCUUCUCUUUCCCCCUCUUUCAAGUGGUUUUUUAUAUGCCACAAGUAACAUAACUUUGUGAAGAAAAGCAGCUGAUAAUAAUAAGAAUGGCACAUGUAUUUGUGAACUACUAUCUGGUAGAGGAUAUUGCCUGUUAACAACUCAUUUAAUAAUAGCUUUUUAGCAAAACUACUUACCGUAGAUAGCUCCUAAAUGCUAAACAGCUCUUCCUAUCUUCCUCAUUAUUUCAUCUUUAUGUUGCAUUCCAAAUUACAUUCUAAUGAAUUUACCUGUCAGCUCCAAUUUAAUUUAGCACAGAGCUCUAUAAAAGCUUUUACAUAAUUGAGUUUUACUAUAACUAUUAGCCUGACAAGAUCCGCUGAUUUGCUUAGAGCACAUUUAUACUGUAGUGGUGGUGGUGGGGACGGAUGGACUUUUAUGAAACUUGACGUCACAUUUCCUAAGUGAGGCUAAGUUGCAUGGGCAUUGCCUUAGCAGACUUCUGUUUGUGCAGUGGGAUUUCACCUUUCUCUGUUAAAAAUCUGUCCCAGAGGAUCCACCAACUCUGCAGAGAAGAUUUAAAGGGCAUAUGGAGAACUACUAGGGGGAAAGUGAAGUUCGAUCACAUGACCAGAAGUAUGCUUUACUGACACUGGGAGAGCGUACCAUACAGGGUGUAUAGAAACCUAUAUUGCAUAUUACAACCCUUGGUCCUUCAAAUCAUUCUUGGAUUUCUCCAUACCUUCUGAGAUGUUAUUCCCAUUCAUGAGAGUUUUAUAAUCUUACAAAGCAGAAAGGGUUUUAGAAGAUCGAUAGAUAGAUAGACAGAUAAAUAAAUAAAUAAAUAAAAUAAUUAUAUAAAUUAUUGAUCUGUAUAAACAAGUUCUGAGCAGUCUGUGAUGUCUGAUCUCUGAACUAGACAUCAAUGCAGUAUGCAAAUGUGGAAUUGGUUUUCACCCCUGCCUUCCUCCCCAGUUUCCAUAUACAGUACUUUGGUUUGGAGAUUAAACUAUGACAGUUGUGAUAGUGUUACUGGGUAAAUCCUAGUUCUGUUCUGCAAGCUUGAUAUUUGUGUCUGGAACGUGGCCUGAUAGGCAUUAAGCCAGAAUAAUAGGUACAUUGUAGUACAUUGGAAUAACAGCUGAAAGGGUGUUGCAGAGCAUAAUACUCAGGGGGUGUAACCUCAACUGGUGACUCAUCACUUACUAUAGAAACACUAAUAAUAAAAGAGGUGGAAUUCCCUCCCCCCAUAGCAGGGUGAGGCUUUUAAGUGCUGUGUGCUUCAGUUUCCAUGGUCAUAGUUUGUGUGAUAAUGACGAUGAGGGGGUGGUAAAGUUGUAAACAUGUAAUUAAACAUGUCUAUUAUCAUUCCAUUGUGAAGAUGCAUCAAAAUUGAGUGCUUUUAAGCUAAUCUUAUAUAAAUGAGAUCUAUCAGGUCAGUUACUGGAUGAUCUCUGCUAAGGGUAAAAUGAUAAGAUUAAGUGAUUAGGGUCAUUUGAUAACUAUCCUUUCUUGAAAGGAUUAGGGGAUGAGGAGAGUCUAGAAUGGAAGCCCUUGUAUUCCUUCUUUAUCUCAAAUUUUACAUAAGCCACAUUCAUCUUGUUCAUCUGGCUCGCCCUGGGAUUUUCAGAUAAAGGGUGGUAUACAAAUUGCAUAAAUAAAAAAUAAAAAUCUGGAUCAAUGUAGUCUAAAAAAUGGAUGCAGCUUGUAUAGGGGCUCUUUUUUCAAUUUAAAAGCCUUGAUUUAAAAAGAGUAGCCAUAUUAUAAAAGCCCUUUAUGUUUUAGAGAUUUGUAUUGUUCCCCGUUCUUCCUCCUAUAAAUAUUGUGGGACCUUGUGUUUCAGAAAGAAUUAAACUAACACUUUUCUUAAGAUUUUUAAGGAAGUUGAGACAAUCUUAUGCAUGUCUACGCAGAUAUAUUCUUUUCCAUGGGACUUAAUAGCAGGUGCGCAUAACAUUGCAGCAUAAUUUAUUGGAAAGUGUUGAACUAUGAAUUAAUUUGGGGCACCAAUUGAGACUGUUAGUUGUGCUUAAUUCUGCUGAAACUAGUACCAUUUACCUGCAUUAAGCACAUCCCGUUAAUUUCAGGGGGAUUUUUGGAAUGUGACUUCUCUGGAUUGGGACCAUGGUCUGCUAAGCUAAUUGUGGGAAGCUUUGCUUGUGGUAAGAGAUAGAAGCCGAUUGUCCCUAGUACAUUACAAUUUGACUUCCGGGUAUAUCAUAGUCAGGGAGAAGGUUGUGUAUCAUUGAGCUUUCAUAAUAAGUCUUAAACUUGAACUUUAACAUUUGGAUGUAUGUUUGCUUCUUCUAGGAAUCAAUAGGGUGUUCAGAUACUGUGAUUCAUGGGUCAUGUCCAGAUAAGCCCUGGGUUGUCUAAUAUGUUUUCCUCAUAUCUAGUUGCAAUUUUGGUUCAGGGCCAUAACUCUAGUCAAAGGAUAGUGGAAAUAUAUGUGAGUGAUUUACUGAACAGAAAUUUUAAGGAAUUGAUGUAUUAUGAUAGGUCAUAGCAUUUAUUCAUUUGCAGAGAAUUAUUAGAAUUCAUUUCUAUUGCAUAUUUUUGACCAUGUCUCAUAUCCAAUACAGUGGUACCUCUGGUUGCGACGGGAUCUGUUCCGGAGGCCCGUUUGCAACAUGUAAAGAGCGCAACCUGAAGCGCCGUAUCUGUGCAGGUACGCAGCGCAAUUUGGCACUUGUGCGCAUGCGCGGUUUAGCAUUUCUGCGCAUGCGCGAGUGGCGAAACCCAGAAGUAACCCUUUCCGGUACUUCCGGGUUGCCGCGGGACGUAACCUGAAAGAACGUAACAUAAAGCAAACAUAACAUGAGGUAUGACUGUAUCCAGUUCUAGCUAAAAUGUUUUGGCUAGACUUUGGAAGGAUGAUAAAAUCCCAGAAGUGAAAACCUGAUUACUUAGAGUAUGUGUUAUUGCAAUUACGGAGAAGAUUAUCAAGAGACCAGAAUUACUUCAGAUACUCCUCAAACAAAAUGACACCGAUUUAUAUAAUUUUGGAGAGAGAAUGGUAGAGAGUUUGAUUUUCAGAAUGCUAUGGUAGAUUAUCUUCAAGGAGUUAGAUUUUUGUUGGGUUUGUUGAGAUACCGAGAAUAUUUUUUGUAAUUAUAUCGAGCAGUUGUAUGUUGGAGAUACAGAUGGUUUUACAUAAUCUGCACUCACGUAUGAAUAUCCUAAAAUGUACAGUUCUCUCCAUAUCCAGUCAGCUUCACGCUCCCCACCUGAGCAGCCCUCCUCCCACUCCUACUCCUGUGCAAGCAGGAGCGGCAUUGGGGCUCUCUCAGCUGGGAAGGGGGAGCACUUUAAUGGAGCAUCCAUCCCGUUGUUGGCUUUUGCGGGUCAGGGGCUCCUUAAAACUGCAUGGCUGAGGUGAGGGCAGCAGCACGCUCCUCGCUGAUUCAGCUUGAUUCUCUCUCUGCUGGGGCAGAGUGUGAUGGUGGCUUCACCUGUGGUAUAUCGCUGGUGAAACUGCCACCUUGAGUCCCCCUGCCUCCAGCUCCCAGCUAGUUUGUUUCCCCAUUAGCGCCCUGGAGGCUUAGGGACUCAAGCAGCAGCAGUUUCACCAGCGAUAUACCGCUGGCUGAGUGAAGUGGUCUGCGUCCACAUAUUGAUAAUAUUGCCCAGUCCUACUCUGGAUAUAUCUUGAAUGGUUUAAAUUUAUACUGGCAUAUUCCCUUACUCAAAUAUAUGGCUAUAGCUAAGAGAGCUCCUUAUUUGCUGGCCCAUGUGGGAACUGUACAGAUAGAAAAGACAAUUUCCUGAGAGAUAUAAUAUUUAGCAGUUAAUAACUCAGCCAGAGAUCAUUUGGCAGUCCUAUAACCUUUCCCCUUAGAAAACACAUUGAAUAAUCAUGCAGUUGAUAUACAUCUAAAAGGUUAUUUCCCCUUGCUUUAAUUACUAGGAUAGUGGUUCUUGUAUUUUUCAUUGAGAAACUUUUGAUUCAGAAGCCAACAUCAGCUUUCCCCCCUUUUAUUGUGAAGUCAGAAUUGCAUGUCCAAUUACACAUUAUUCAGAACGCUUUGCAGUAAUUUCAUGUCCAAAUACAAAUAUACAGUGUGUAAAGCCGUGUUAGAAGCUGAGAUAUGAAAGCUAGGAGCUAAAUGGCACCUUAAACUUGGUUAUGGGCAUAACAACGGAAUGUCUAGGCACACUUUUUUAAUAACAAGAAUACAAAGCUGAAAAUGAAUGAACUGCAGCUAAAAUAUUACGUUCAUUUUCCACAUGGUCUAGUCCUUCCCCUGCCCACCCACUAAUAUUCUUAAGAGGGUCUCUUCUCCAGUCUUCAGAGAGUGGCUGGAAGUGGGGAGGCAGAAGAAGGUCUUCCUUUAUUUCCACUCUGCAGUUUUAAUCUGAAAUCUUAGGCGCAGAACUGUGCCCAGAGCUCAGAAACUGCUCACACUAAUGAAAUUCCUUGUCACAAAAUGCACCUAGAACAAUGGUAGUUUCAAACACUGGUAUAAAGAAUGUUAACAUUUACAACACAUUUGCAUACUCUGGCUACUCUCACCUCAGUAAAACAGUUAAAAGACAAGCUUCACUUGACUUUUCCUUUGUUUUCCAGGGACUAUAUUUUGAUCCAAAUCCUUGUUUCCGCCAAUCCUUAAAGGAAUGUUGAAUAAAUGUUGUCCUAGUCAAUCCGUCCAAAUAAGUUUAUUCCCUCAAUCCAAUUUGGAAAGAAUAGAAGUAGCGUCUCACUACUUUCCUCUGGGAGGAAUAUAGGUUUGCCGUCUAGUAUGAGUGAAAGGUCACUGUUAUAAACAAGUUAUUUUAAGCCAGAAGAGGAGACACUAACUACUAUAACACUCGAGCCCUUUUUACCCAUUUGCCUUGAAUGCACCAAAGAAUCUUAGUAGGUCCACUGCUUCAUCCCACGUCACAUGACAGGGAAAUCUUUCUGGCCCAUUGGGCAAUAGUUGAAACCCAAUGAAUACUCUAUCUGAAGUUAUCUUGUUGUUUUGAAACCAGGUUCUUUGCUCUUAUGGCUAAUUAGUGGCUCUAAAUCCUUUUUUUAAAAAACCCAUAAUGGAAAAAGUAUAUACUUUGGUUCUUUUAACUAGUAGCGCUGUUCCCCCUGCCAGUGCCACCACCAAUGUUUUCUGGAGUAUAAUCAUAUUGCCUCUCAGCUAAAGAGGAUUCAAGAAAUAAUAAUCACUAUUAGAUUAUAAACAGAUGUGUUAAUUUUCCUUAUGAGUUAGCUUCAGUUCAGUGCACUAAUAACUCAUGUACUUCUCCAAUAAUAAUUACUGUAAGGCAUGACCAAGCUCUUAAUCUGCGUUCAGCAGCCUCUGAUCAUUCUGGUCGCUGCUUCUUGUUUUCCAGAUUGAUUGUAAUGGUCCUUUAAGUGAGGCCUGAAUAACUUGUGACCCAUCCAGCCAAAUAUAGCCCCACAGGGCUCAAGGCAAUCCUGUUAGUAAGCCCCCCAAAGCUACCAGCCUGGAAGCAUUUUUACUUGUGUGCUGUUUACUCAUAAAGGGAGUUGCAGUUCUGACCUUCCUCCAGCUUGACUCUCUGAAAACCUACAGUUCACUCAGGUUCCAUUUCUUAGAGAUGCAGACUAUGUUGUUCCCAGCAUGUUCCCAAUAUACAAGCUGGGGGAAGCUUACUGUCUUGCAGGAGAGGUGGGGAAAUCUGGCGCGUUGACAGCCCCACCCUACUAUUGAGGUGGCAAGAUUACCUUUCCUGGCUUUGUGGAAUUUAUUGUAUUGAUUAAUAUUCUGUGACCUUUUAAUUCUGCCUGUAAUGGGGGGGUGUUGUUUUGUUUGCUUUCAUUUUUAUUAUGUGUUUUCAUUUUGUAUUUUUAUGUUGUGAACUGCCCUGUGAGCUUCACAUGAAGGGCAGUAUGCAAGUAUAGUUAAUAAUAAUAAUAAUAAUAAUAAUAAUAAUACUGAAAUGAGGCAAUGCUGCUCACCACACCCACGCUUAUGAGUAAGGAUGGGGGAUUGCAGGUUCAAACAGGGCUGUGGAGGCAGUAAAACCAUUUUCUUUGGCCAGUACAAAAACAGAGUGAGCUGCUAUAGCAGAAAUAGCAUUCUGCCCCUUCUUCUCCAGCCUACUCACUGACCUGGAGAUAAUUUCAUAGAAUUGUAGAGUUGGAAGGGUUCCCGAGGGUCAUCUAGUCCAACCCCCUGCAAGGCAGGAAUCUCAACUAAAGCAUCCAUGACAGAUGGCCAUCCAACCUCUGCUUAGAAACCUCCAAGAAGAUGAUCUCAGGAUCUGGGUAGGUUCAUGUGGAAAGAGGCGGUCCUUGAAUAUAUUGCAGUCCUGAGCUAUUUAAGGCUUAAUAGGUUAAAACCAGCACUUUGAAUUGGGCCUGAAAAUGAAUUGGUAACCAGUGCAGUCAGACCAGGAUCUGUGUAAUAUGCUCAAACAGUCUCUAAUCCAGCAGUGUCCAAACUUUUUUCAAAGAGGGCCAGAUUUGAUGAAGUGAAGGGCUGUAAGGGCCAGCCAAAGUUGUUGACAUUUUUUUAGGGUUGAAGUUGUUGAGGGUUUUUGGGGUUUUUUUAGGAUUUUACCCCAGGAAAUAAACUGCCACAGGGUUGGAUUAGGCCCCCGAAACGGACUUUGGACAUGCCUGCUCUAAUCAUUUAAUUAAUCACUGAUCUCUUCCAGUCAUGAGCCUUCUUGUCGUCAGAUUAGGCAAGCAGUAUUCAUCAUAAAACCUCAAAUUCUUCAUUGGUAGGGCACAACCUGCAAAUAUUUAUGGGUUUUAUUUUAUUUAUUAAAUUUAUAUACCACCUUUUCUUCCAAGGAGCUCCAGGUGGUGUGCAUGGUUCUUUCUCUCCCCAUUUUGGCAAAAACUGGCAGGAAGUCUUGUGGAGAACCUUAAGCCCAAGGUGUUUUUGGCUACAUAAACCAACUUAGCAAAAAGCAGCACCCAGAUGGUAGAGUGAAACUGCAUGGUAAUGGGGCUUGACUGUUGGCUAUAUUGCUUGUUAACCGUGUCAUUGACACACCUCCAGGUUUUGUAUUAAAACACCACAGGAAAUGCCUGGUUUGCACUCUUAUUGUAUAAGAACAUGCUGCCAUGGGAUUGGAAAAACAAGUGUUUUCAGUGUUUGUGUAAGUGUAACCACUAUGUAAAUCAGUGAUGGGUAUAAUAGGCAGUAACAGGCUGUGAUGUUAAGUACAGUUACAGUGCUGUUUACUCAUCCAUAAAUGGUUGUUUUAUUUCCCUAGACCAUUUCUUACCUUCAUACAAUGUAAUUUUAAAACGCUGAUUGUCAAUGUGCACCUUCAGACAAAGAUGCACCUCCAGAGGCCUUUCCUUGCACCCAAAGGGUUCAGUUCCCCUACUGAAAUUAGGCUAAAAAGAGCAUUUAAUUGUAGCCAGUAAAAAAGGUUGUAGUGUGUUGGGGUCACAGUGUGUGCAUGAUGCCCAUAACAGUUCCAGUCCUCCAAGUUGCUCAUGGGCCCACGAUGGUUGGUGGCCCCUGUUAUAUUCCUGUUGUUUACAUGAUAUAUGUGAAUGCAGUCUGUAUUUAGAAAAAGUUCAGGAUGCCCACCAACAACACAACCUAUAUGCAGACGGGAAAUAGAAUGAAUGAAAUCAAGAUACAGAUAAAUACUAAACGCUAAUGCCGCACAGAGGAUCUUAAGGUCCAUAAAUAGCAACACCCUAGUGGUCCCGGGCCCUAAGGAAGUUAGAUUAGCCUCAACCAGAGCCGGGGCUUUUUCAACACUGGCUCCAGCCUGGUGGAACACUCUGUCUCAUGAGACCAGGGCCCUGCAGGAUCUGAUUUCUUUCUGUAGGGCCUGUAAGACAGAGUUGUUCCACCUGGCCUUUGGCUUGGAGUCAAUUUGAUUCUCUCCCCCCCCCCCUUUCUUUUUUCCUUUCUCCUGUGAUGAGGCUGCAUUUUAAUGUUUUAAUGUUGUAUUUUAAUCUUGUUUUUAAGUUGUAUUCAUUCAACUUGUUUUUAUUAUUGGUUGUUAGCCGCCCUGAGACCGACCUUGGCUGGGGAGGGCGGCGUAUAAAUAAAAUAUUAUUAUUAUUUUUUAAUUUUAUUUUUUUAUUAUUAUUAUUAUCAUCAUCAUCAUCUAGUUUUUACUGAUUUUUUUCUAAGUAUUAAAGCCAUAAAAAACUAAAAGCCCAUCUAGUAACCAAGGCCUCCUUAAAAAGGAAGGUCCUUAUUGCAAAAGACCCUCAGGGAAGGGGUGAAGAACCUUUCUGAGCACCAAAUCCCACAGUCUGGGUGUGAUCACUAAAAAGGCCCCCUCUGGCCCUGGUCAAUAAUGACUUUGGUGUAUAUUGCUCUGUGUUGAUGAUCUCCUACUUGCCGCUAGGAGGUCUGAGCUGCUACAGAGGAACAGCAAUGUAUGUAGAAAUGGUGGCCUAAUUGAUGCUAUCAAACAUGUGAUUAGUUUGCCCUCAUUUCCAUUGUGCUUAUUUGUCCUCAGUAGUUUGGAGCAAGUGAAUAUACAGGCAUACCUCAGAGAUUAUUGAGAGUUGAUUCCAGACCACCGCAAUAAGUGAAUAUUGCAGUAAAGCGAGUUACACAGGUUUUGUUGUUUCCCAGUACAUAUAAAAGUGACGUUUACACUAUACUGUAGUCUAUUAAGCCAGACCCCCCCUGGCUGCAGGGGCGAAAGGGGGAAACCUAGCUCCAGGCCAGAAGAGAGGUGGCGGGGGGCUUCCUUCCCCUGGAAGCGGCCUCGUAAGGAGCAAUAUCUGUCAAGUGCAAUAAAGUGAGGUAUGCCUGUUCAAGAGUUGAUAUUCUGGGCUGUGUGGAAAUUAUUAUUUACUAUGAUUGGAUUAAUUGGAGUACAGCUUCUAUAAAAUUGAACUGUAGAAUUGAAUUUACAGAGAGGGCUGAAAACUUAACAAACAGUCACACUUGUUCAAAGUGCAUGUGCUUUAGAGUCAUUGAGCAAUUGUCAUUUUAGAGUGUGCAGACAACUAACUCUCCUUUCCUCCUCCUUUUAGGUGUCUUUGUAUCCAGUGUUGUUCUGAUUCUGUCACAAAGAUCACUUUUCAAGUUUUAUACGAUCAGCUCCGCUCUUCUGCUAGCCGCAACAUCAGUGAUGGUGAACUAUUACGCUUUUUUGCACAUAAACUUCCACAGUGCCUCUUAUACAACACCUUUUGGAGUUCAGCUCCUUCCUCAUAAAGGACCUUCCUUAGGGAUGGCACUCUCUGUCCUUCAGCUUGCCUUUGGAAUUGGCUACGUUGCACUGUUAAAUAUCCAGUCCAUAUAUUCUCAGCUAAUCAUACUGGAUUUAUUGAUUCCUCUUGUAGGCUUGAUCGUUGAAUUGCCGUUACACAUCAGGCAGAUUUUAGUCUUUACCUCAGGCUUCAUUUUGACAGUAUACACCCUGGUCGUUUUAGUUUAUAAAAUUAAACGGUUCUACUACUCUUCACGGUAUGUCUAUCUUCUUAUAAGGCACAUGUAUCGCAUUUAUGGAUUACAACUGUUGCUGGAAGAUACAUGGAAAAGGAUUCGUUUUCCAUCAGUUUUGCGGGUCUUUUGGCUAACGAGGCUGGCAGCUCAAGCUGUUGUAUUAACAUUCUUCAUCAAAAUGGCAGAAACUGAUCCAGGCAUUAAAUUUUACAUGAUUUCUUGGGACAGUUUUUGGGAGUUAUUUUGCAGCCUUAUUGUCAGCGGGUGUGAUUCUACUUUAACUGUAUUAGGCAUGAGUGCUGUAAUUUCAUCUAUAGCUCACUACCUGGGGCUUGGUAUCUUGGCCUUUAUUGGAUCUACUGAUGAAGACGACAAAAGGCUUGGUUUUGUGGCACCAGUUUUAUUUUUUAUUUUGGCCCUGCAGACUGGUUUAAGUGGGCUUAAGCCAGAAGAGAGACUAGUUCGCUUGAGUCGAAACAUGUGCCUUUUGCUGACCGCAGUCCUGCAUUUUAUCCACGGAAUGACAGACCCUGUCCUAAUGUCUCUGAGUGCCUCCCAUGUGUCCUCAUUUCGCAGACACUUUCCUGUGCUCUUCGUCUCAGCUUGCCUCUUUGUUCUUCCAAUUUUGCUCAGUUACAUGCUUUGGCACCACUAUGCACUAAAUACAUGGCUGUUUGCUGUUACGGCAUUCUGCGUGGAACUCUGCCUGAAGGUUAUUGUUUCUAUCACUGUGUAUGUACUCUUUAUGAUUGAUGGCUACUAUAAUGUCCUAUGGGAAAAGCUUGAUGAUUAUGUCUACUAUGUUCGAUCAACGGGCAAUAUAAUUGAGUUUAUAUUUGGAGUAAUAAUGUUUGGGAAUGGUGCUUACACCAUGGUGUUUGAAUCAGGAAGCAAAAUCCGGGCUUGUAUGAUGUGUCUGCAUGCCUACUUCAACAUCUACCUGCAGGCAAAGAAUGGCUGGAAAACCUUUAUCAAUCGCAGGACAGCUGUUGAGAAAAUCAACUCACUUCCUGAAGUCAAAGGAGAGCGAUUACGUGAAAUCGAUGACGUGUGUGCAAUCUGCUACCACGAGUUUACUACAUCUGCUCGUAUUACUCCAUGUAACCAUUACUUCCAUGCACUUUGCCUUCGGAAAUGGCUCUACAUUCAAGACACUUGUCCAAUGUGCCAUCAAAAAGUUUAUACUGAGGAGAAGGAGAAUCUCAAUCUCUCAAAUAACAAUGGCUUUGUUGCACUCGAUGAAAAUGAACCUGAUGAAAAUCCUUUGCAAGGAGAAGAUGCAGCUGCUGAUAUGGAAAAUGAACUAAAUGAAGAUAAUGACAGUUCUGAGAGUGAGGAGGAAGCAGAGACUGAGAAUUCAAGUCAGUCUGUCACACUGCCCGAAGAACACUCAGAACAGGGAACCUGACUUGGUUUAAAAUGUCAUGUACUGAACACUGUGGGUGGGUGUUAAUAGUGGAGUUCAACUAUGGAAUAAAAGCUUCACUUCAUCAGUGUGUAACUAAGCACAAGAACAGUAUCUCAAAAUGUUGAAUCUGUGAAUGGGGUUGUCAAUUUACUGUGAUGUGCGAUUGUAAAUAUACCUCUUAAUUACUGCUGGUCUCUUUUGCGACCACCUUAAACUUUAUGUACAUUAUUGUACAUGGAAUAAAGUGUUUUCGCAUAUUUUUUAAAACAGUUGAACAAAACACUUCUUAAUUGAUCAAAAAAUUAUAGUGUGCAAGUUGUGUCUAAAAGUUCCCGCACUUUGGUAAACUUAAGCCCAUGGUUUUGGGAUAUAUUGAAAACAAGCCAGUGUCUCAAGGAGUCACCCUUUAAACCAAUUAAAAUAUUGGAUAAGGGUUAACAGAUGUCAGUUAUUUUAAAAUCCUAUCAAAGCAUCGUUUCCAACUUGACAGCAAAAAUUAAAAUUCUAGGUUUGCAUAACUGUUACCAUUCUUGCUACUGUUUUUAUGUUUAUGGGAAGAGAGAAAUGUUGGGGAUGAAGAAACUGUUGUUUUUGCUAAGGGUUGCAUUUCUCUUGGAAGAUAGGUAGUCAGAGGGCCUUGUGCCAUUUUCGGUUCUAUAUGAAUAGUAAGACAUUAUAUUCCAUAUAACAGAGUCAACUGGAUAGUAAAAUAAAUUGAAAUAAAUGCUUGGC